Rhodamnia argentea is the source of this 2475-nucleotide messenger RNA. Its product is annotated as berberine bridge enzyme-like 21. The record is from RefSeq and is a predicted model, not a curated record. The coding region runs from base 352 to 2088 and encodes 578 amino acids. NCBI's taxonomy places the organism in Eukaryota, Viridiplantae, Streptophyta, Magnoliopsida, Myrtales, Myrtaceae. Gene Ontology annotation, molecular function: FAD binding; oxidoreductase activity. The transcript has 5 exons.
GAAAUUCAUUGGCAUUUGAUUCAAUUUCCCAAGCAACAACAUUUCCAUCAAUUUGAAAAACCCGGAUGAGGAUGUCGUCCCGCGGGCGUGAGGGUGGAUUGAUCGAGGAACCAACUCGAGGAAAACCCGCCUGAGGAUGUGGUCUCGCCGGCGGCGCUACGGUGGAUCGACUGAGGAACCGACUCAAGACGGACCAAUCGGGUCUUGGAUUGGUUCCAAAUACACCAGGUUCUAAAAAUCUAGAACGGUCCGACCAGAUAUUUUCCCGACACCGUUCGACCACAGAAAAGUGAUGCCAAGCUCGAAAGAGCAAAAGGGUCGGUGACGCCACCGACACCUUCCACGUUAGCCAUGGCGACACCAUCGUCGCCAUCAACCCCUCUUUUUCCUCUGCUUCUCCUCCUCCUCCUCCUAUUUGUCGUCGUCUCAUCCUCACUCUCCUCCUCCGCUUCACUCUCCGACACCUUCCUCCAAUGCCUCGUCAAUCACACGCGGACACUUCAACAGCAGCAAGAGCCCUUCCAAAUCCUCCAUUCCCCGACCAACCUCUCGUUCCCGACCCUUCUCCAGUCUCUCGUCCGCAACCGCCGCUUCAACACCUCCUCGACCCCGAAACCACAGCUCAUCCUCACUCCCUCCCACCCAUCCCACGUCCAGUCGACUGUCCUCUGCGCCAGGAGAACCGGCACGGAACUCCGAAUCCGGAGCGGCGGGCACGACUUCGAAGGUACCUCCUACGUCGCCCGUGCCCCUUUCUUGAUUCUCGACAUGUUUAAUUUUCGGUCCAUUGAUGUCGAUGUCAAACAAGAGACCGCUUGGGUUGGAAGCGGAGCGACGCUUGGGGAAUUGUACUAUAGGAUUUGGGAAAAGAGUGGGCUUUAUGGGUUUAAUGCCGGGGUUUGCCCGACUAUCGGCGUUGGUGGGCAUUUGAGUGCUGGUGGAUACGGGAACAUGUUGCGGAAGUUCGGGUUGGCGAGCGAUAACGUGGUCGAUGCGCAGAUUGUGGAUGUCGAGGGUAGAGUUCUUGAUAGGAGCUCGAUGGGCGAGGAUUUGUUUUGGGCUAUUAGAGGUGGAGGUGGGGCAAGUUUCGGAGUGAUAUUGGGCUAUAGAGUGAAGCUUGUCCCUGUUCCGAAAGUGGUUACUGUUUUUAGAGUGGGGAGGACGAUUGAGGAAAACGCGACUGAGCUUGUGUAUCAGUGGCAGAACAUCGCGCCGAGGACUGAUAAUGAUUUGUUCAUGAGGCUUUUGCUUCAGCCUGUUAGUUCCAAGAGACAAAAAGGAGCUAAAACAGUUAAUGCCUCUGUUUUGGCUCUGUUUCUUGGAAAUGCAGAUAGGCUGGUUUCAAUGGUUAAUGAGGAGUUUCCGCUGUUGGGUUUGAGGAAAGAGGAUUGUGCAGAGAUGAGCUGGAUUGAGUCGGUUCUCUGGUGGGGGGACUUCGAUAGUGGUACUGCCGUGGAUGCUCUGCUCGACCGAAUGCCUAAGUCAGUGAAUUUCUUGAAGAGGAAAUCGGAUUAUGUGCGCAUACCGAUGUCGAGGGAGGAAUUGGAGUUGCUUUGGGAUAAGUUGAUUGAAUUGGGGAAGGUCGGAUUUGUGUUUAAUCCGUAUGGAGGAAAAAUGUGGGAAAUCCCUGCAUCAGACACUCCAUUCCCUCAUCGAGCUGGGAAUCUGUUUAAAAUACAGCACUCAAUCAGUUGGAAUGAAGAUGGAAUUGAAGUGGAGCUGAGUAAUCUGGCUAAAAUAAGAGAGCUUUACAAUUUUAUGACUCCGUAUGUGUCGAAAAACCCACGAAGGGCUUUUUUGAACUAUAGGGACCUCGAUAUCGGGAUAACUGAUAAUGGUGAAAAUAGCUACAAGGAAGGCAGUGUGUAUGGGGUGAAGUACUUUGCUGAAAAUUUCAAUAGAUUGGUGAAAGUUAAGACUGCAGUUGAUCCGCAGAACUUCUUCAGGAAUGAGCAAAGUAUUCCUCCUUUUCCAAGAUCCUCCUUGGCCAUGAGUCAGUAUUCAGGGUCAACAGAUACCGCUAGAAAAGUGACGGUAUUGGUCAUCCUCUUCCUCUUUUUGAAGGAUCUCAUGACCAUCUAUUCCUAGAAAUGAGGGCCAGCGCCUUCUCGAGGGAAGUUAGACUUGCUCAGCUUUCUCUUUGGAAGGAAGGAGGACAGCAAUAAUGCUCCAUCUUGUGCCGUCAGUUGGAAUCCAUUAGUUGGCUACUGACACUAGCAAGGAAGAGGUAAUCACGUCUUCCUUCAUGUAAUGUCUACCUUGUCGCCACUGGAUGACACGCAUGAUUUGCCAAAACGCAGGGUACAUCUGAUGCGGGACUUGGCUGCUCUUAUUGAUUGCUUGUGGAGUUCCUCCACUCUAGUAGAUUGGUUUCCCGGGAGGACAGGGAGGAAUUGAAGUCUGUGGUAGACUGUUGCUUGAUGGCACUUGUUGGUUGCUGCCUGUGGAGGAACUCUGCAAGAUUGAUUUACCAGG